AUGUCCGAAGAUGGGGACGAAUUUGCGGAGGACAAAAUGUUCAUCCGCUGGGUGCAUGGAGUUAGACGCCUCAAUAGCAUGUUCGCGCUACGCGAAAGUGCAAGUGUGACAGACGUUCGUCGAGAGCAAAAACUUCGCUAUGACUACGCGAAGAUAAAGGCCAGUGGCUGUCUGUGGGGAGCAUCAGGCUUUCGCUGUGCUUCGGCUGCCUCUGCAGCCGCAAGUUCACGUCAAUCUUUUGACACAAGCUCGCCCGCUUUCACUGCGUCGAGUGAGAAGCUUGACGCUCGUCAAGACAAGCUCGGCCGUGGCGCUCAAAAACGUCAAUGGCGUAUGGAUAAUAUUGCCGGACGGGAAUCUCAUACUCCCAUGAGCUUUCAGCCUUAA
Molecule: messenger RNA, 387 nt
Organism: Peronospora matthiolae
Lineage: Eukaryota; Oomycota; Peronosporomycetes; Peronosporales; Peronosporaceae
Source: the annotation of a GenBank genome assembly